CCUUCACCCAGUGUGUGUGUGUGAGAGAGUUAACACACACACACACACACACACGCACGCAUAGCGGAACACGGGCCAGUUUCCUGUCUGAACAGUUUGGUGUCGCCCUGCUUUCUGCCUCCUGAACGACCGUCAGCACCUGCCCCGCUGACAUCAGUGUACCUGAGGAUCUGCCGACCACCCCCCUCCUCCCCAGAUGUAGAGGGAGUUGUCAUCUGCAGCAGCCGUGUACACAACUCUUGUGCUGUCCAGUGAAAUAGCCCACCAUGCGCGAGUACAAGCUAGUGGUGCUGGGAUCAGGAGGCGUGGGAAAAUCAGCACUGACAGUCCAAUUUGUGCAAGGCAUUUUUGUGGAGAAGUAUGACCCCACAAUAGAAGACUCCUACAGAAAGCAAGUCGAGGUCGACGGGCAGCAAUGUAUGCUUGAAAUCCUUGACACGGCUGGAACAGAACAGUUCACGGCUAUGAGGGACCUGUACAUGAAGAACGGCCAAGGUUUCGCUUUGGUGUACUCCAUCACAGCGCAGUCGACGUUUAACGACCUACAGGACCUCCGGGAACAGAUCCUGCGAGUAAAGGACACUGAGGACGUUCCCAUGAUCCUGGUGGGAAACAAAUGUGACCUGGAGGACGAGCGUGUGGUUGGCAAGGAGCAGGGGCAGAACCUGGCCCGUCAGUGGAACAACUGUGCCUUUUUAGAGACUUCAGCUAAAUCAAAGAUCAAUGUUAAUGAGAUUUUCUAUGAUCUGGUGCGACAGAUCAACAGAAAAACGCCGAUGGAAAAGAAGAAGACAAAAAAGAAGUCGAGUUGCACACUGCUCUAAAAUGCCCUCCCACAGUAGCUUCAGGCCAGAAACUUGUAAUGAUUAACUGUUUCCCGGUGGAUCGUGCCAGCAUUCCAAGUCCUCUCCAGAGCAUUUUGAAAAAAAAAAAAAAAAAA
Messenger RNA from Larimichthys crocea (large yellow croaker), 940 nucleotides. RefSeq names its product RAP1A, member of RAS oncogene family a (gene rap1aa). Gene Ontology annotation, molecular function: GTPase activity; GTP binding. The transcript has 9 exons. Gene Ontology annotation, cellular component: membrane. Lineage: Eukaryota; Metazoa; Chordata; Actinopteri; Sciaenidae. The record is from RefSeq and is a predicted model, not a curated record. The coding region runs from base 267 to 824 and encodes 185 amino acids. Gene Ontology annotation, biological process: Rap protein signal transduction.